Messenger RNA from Chrysemys picta bellii (western painted turtle), 3134 nucleotides. RefSeq lists its product as uncharacterized. Gene Ontology annotation, molecular function: protein binding. The record is from RefSeq and is a predicted model, not a curated record. NCBI's taxonomy places the organism in Eukaryota, Metazoa, Chordata, Testudines, Emydidae.
AUAGUAAAGGUCACUUCCCAGGGUGUGAUCAAGGUAUAGAAAAAUUCUGUGUACUGCAGCAGCUAUAAUAACCCCUGCACUGUCUGCCCUGCGGCAAACUCAGUUUUCUUCUGACCUGAGUGUUCAUUAGUAGAAUUCAUCACAUAAUAGUCAUGAAUUCACCUAUGCGAUUAAUUGCACAAUUUUAUAAGAAAAAGAGAAUUGACUAUUAUUAUUAUUUCCCAUUCAGCUUUUAGACCUGAGUGAAGAAUUCAUGAAUAUUUGUAAAUUCAUACACAGCUGCUGAAAUUUUAAGGCCAGCUUUAGGCUCUGAUCCUGCACUGGUGCAGAUCCCAGCACUUAUUUGGAGUUCAAUGAGUCGCUGCACAGAUGCAGAAAUCUAUGUAUGGAAAAACUAUCUUCUUAUCAGACACUGUGAGGCAUACCACCAGGGUUCCAAGGUCUUUAGAAUGACUAGGAUGAGUAGGGAAAGAUAGGAUCCAAAGUGCAAGGGAAGGAUUUCUCCUGUGAGGAGGCUAAAAUGUAGUAGUCAGUGGCUGUAUCGCAUUUCCAGUGGAUUUUCCCCUGGACACAGAGGAUUAUAAAUGUGUUUUCCCCCAAUACUGAGCAUGAACCUCCCAUUUCUUUCUCCUCAGCAUGACUCCCAGGACCCAUGGAGAGUCCAAGGGAAGAGGGAUGCGGCUCCUGCAGAGGUGGCUGAUGUCUCCUUUCCAUGUGUCAGAGGAGGCAAUCCACACAUAGAUCAAAAGGGCAUGAUCUGCCCAUGUGUUACUAUAACACCAUAGUGCCCCCUCACAUCAGGGAUGCCUCUGCAGUGCCCUGCCCCUGUUUUCCCCUUCUUCAGGGCUUGGGGUCUGGUUUCUUUACUGACACAAAAUCCCAAAAAGUAACCAACAACAACAACAAAAUCCUCCACCCAACCUUGCUGGGCACAAUUCCUCCUCCCUUAGGUACCGUCCCUUCCUGCUGUCUGGGCAGGUAGAGAAGGUGCAAGGCCUGGCCUGCCUUCUUUGCCUUCUCCCAAUGGACAAUAAAACUUUCAGCUCGGUAUUCUUUUCCAGCCCCAGUUCCCUUUUUCAGGGACCACUGCAGGAGCCCCUCUCUCCCUUCAGUUUCACUCUGCAGUUCCCCUUCUAGCUCUGUCCUCACUGAACUCCUUCUGACCCACGUGCAGUCCGGCCCCCUUAACUGGCUCAACUGGGAGCAUUUCUCUAGCAUAGGGGAACCGAACCUAUUUCAACCACAGGGGGACAGCCACUCUGUGACAGCUGUCAUCGUCUGUUUAAUCAAACACCCCAUUUAGAGACAGGGCCUGAUCCCACACCAACUGUCAUCAAUGGAAAAUCUUCCAUUGACUUCAAUGGACAUUGGAUCAAGUCCAUAGGACAUGGCCCUUGAUGGCUCAUUACAAUCCCAUCAAUUUGAGUGCUUCUUUGGGUCUGUAUAAGGAUGGGUUUAUUGGACUGGCUGUUGAAUUUUCUAUAAGGGAAAUACCAUACAUAAACAGACAACACUAGCUGCUGUCAUUUUCCACCAAAGAAUGUCCAUUUGCAUUCAUACUCAGAAACAAGAGGGGCCUGGAAGAUUUGAGUAUAUGAUGGUUGACAGUUUUAUGUGAGGUCAGGAUGAUAAAUAGCAUUGAAGAGUGGUGCCUACACCAAACAAAAUAAAAAUUCUUUGAACAGCAACAUAACUUUCCACUCAACGUAUUAUUUUUAAUUAUUAUAGUUAGAGUUUUUCAAUAACUGGACACCACACACAAUGAAUUUUUGCAUAGGUGACACAUUAAGCAAGGCUAAACGAAAAUUCAAAUUGGCAAAAUAUGAAUGCAAUUCAAGAAAUUCUAGAAGUGAAGAUGAGUGAGAAUUUCAGAGAUCCAUCAGGAUGAUCACAUAUCUUGAUAUGUGUAUCACCAACCUAUCUUCAGUCAGCUUACUCUCCAGACAACUCUAGGAAAAAGCGUUAAUUGUUACCGGCUAGAGCAGCACAGGAAUUCGAUUGAUGCGCAUAAGAGAUUGGUAACAAUAGCUCCUCACAUGUUUGUGCGUUGCGAGGUGACAGCUUGUUUCCUUGGCAACGGUGAUUAUGGCGUUCCAUCCAAGACUCUGAACAGGGCUACAACUUUUCAAAGGAUGCAGAACACAGCCCCAUUGGGGGGAAGAUGGGAAGAAAAUAUUUCACUGUAGACGAAUAGCUUUAUGCAAGUCGUGAGAAGUUUAUGCAACAGCAAGACAUGUCCAAAAGCUCCUCAGGUCUGAAUACAAGCAGCCAUAGAUUCUGUAAAUCCUAUUCCUCUCACUGUUCUGCUCUAAGUGAUACAGAUACUACUUUGCCAGUUUUAUCAAGACACAGAGGAAUACUCCAGCAGAGCGCUGACUCAGGGAUAUCUUCACCACUUCCCUCAGAUUCCUUCAAGUAUCUCACUUGGCAUGAGUUAAAAGAACAUGAUGUUCGCGGAAAUCAGAUUCGUUGCCCCCGGGUAAGAGAAGGGCCUUCAGAAGAAGAGCUAUUUUUCAGAGGAGAAGAAGAUGCCUUGCAAGCAAGAAAACAAGUAACAGAAAAAGAGAAAUGGCAACAGAGGCUGCAAGAAAACUGGGAAAACUGUGCAAAUUUGAACCUUUCAUUUCAGGACUUGGGAGACCUUUACCAGCUAGAAAACUUUAACAGGAUUCUCCGGAGAUUAAUUCGAGUGGAAAGGCUUUGGUUGGUGGACAACUCUUUGACAGACCUAAGUGCCAUAAGGUUGCCAAGAUGCAAAGAAUUAAAUGUCAGUAAAAAUCAUUUUACAUCCUUCAAACAGCUGCCAAAGAUACCUCAGAUUCGUCAGUUGUCACUGGCUGAUAACAACAUUGAGACACUAAGUGGGAUAUCAGACUUGAGAUCUACUCCACUAGAAUCCCUUAUACUCAAGAGGAACCCCUGUGAGUUCAAAGAAAACUACAGGCAGCUAGUGUUCUCCAAUUUGCCAAACUUGAGAAUGCUGGAUGGGGUCCCAAAGCUGCCAGAGGAUUGUCCACCUCCAGAGAUCAGUUUUCUUUCAAAAAUGUGCACCAUACUGUAGCACUGUAUUUUGUAUCAUAAAGGAGCUAAUGGAAUUGCCAUACUUAACAGAACUAAUAAAUCCAGUACAUACA